Molecule: messenger RNA, 1634 nt
Organism: Mya arenaria
Lineage: Eukaryota; Metazoa; Mollusca; Bivalvia; Myida; Myidae
Exons: 5
Coding region: 84-1043 (319 amino acids)
Source: RefSeq, a predicted model, not a curated record
CGUUUAAAAAGAGCUCCGUUAACGCUUCAGAACGUCAGUCAGGGAUUUUGUUUGCAGCUGACCACAACGCCAACGGUACAAGGAUGGUUUCAACAGGAAAGACAAACGUCCUUUUUCUUGUCCUAGGAUUUCAUUUAUGUUUAAAUUUAGCCCAGGGAAGGAACUUCUAUAAUGUUGGUGUGAAGUAUGGGGUAACAAUGAACGUGUACUCUGGACGGGACAACCCUAGCUGGGUUAUAGACGACAAGGACCCUAUGUACUCGCAGAUAUCGUGGGCCGUAAACAGCAACCCACCUACUGACCUAGACGACGACCACCUUGGCUACUGUGGUUUCACAGUACAAGCCACAAAUGCUCUUGGUCAGACUGCCUACAAGACUGUUGGGCGUCACACCAGUAGGACGAUAGAGUCUAUGCUGCUGCGUUCUUGCCCAUCCAGCCUCCAGCUCAGUUCGGGGCUGAUGAACCACGUGACUUCAGGCAUCAUGGGACAGAUCCGAGUGACAAAGCCCCAAGUAGCGAAGAUUUCCGUGACCCACAACAAUGAAGAGGAUAACUUUACAAUCAAAAUCCGCCAGACAAUUGGGGGCCGGAAGAAGCGGCAGGCGGCUAUGUGCGCCACCAGAUUCGCCCCAGAGAACUGGAACUACGCGCCAGUACAAAGAAGCAAUAACUGUUACAAUUAUGCCACAAACAUACAGACCAACACUUUUGCUCAGCCAGGACGUGCUUCCGGUCGUCGCUACACCAGAACCACCGCAGCUAACGUCUAUGCGGCCACCUUGCGUGAUGGCCUAACGCCCCUUUCCCGCCCUGACGCCGGAAACCAGUGCUUGGUUGCUCUUGUUAUCUGGCCGGGAGAGGACUACCAUUUCUUGCGUCUGGAUAACGACGGAUCAUGGUCACAGAAGAGCGGACGCACGCGGGCACGUAACGUUGACGAUAGUGGAAGACGUAUUUUUGACCCCCGGACUGCCGACAGAGGUCCAUAUGUUGUAUUCGCUGGUUUUCUCGGUGUUGGACCCAGUGCUAACGUUCGUUAGUUCUGUAAUAUAGAAACACAACACUAACCUAUAGGCAAUAAUCGCCACGUGCCUCAAAGUUACAAAGUAUUAUUUUCAUUAUAACUGAUUUUAAAAUCUGGAAAUAACAGUAUGACCAAUAUUAGCUGCAAGACCCUAACACUAGAAAAAAACAAACGAAUCCGGUGUCGCUAAAAUCAAAUGUUGAGACUUUUUGUGCUUUAAACCGAAUUUAAUUUUACUUCUGGAGAUGUUUUUUAUCCGAAAAUAGGGCUGUUUAUACCAAAUAUAUCUUCUUUUACAUGUGUAAAAUUGUGAUUUGAUGUCUUUAUUCUGUCCUGUUUCUUUAUUCAAACCAUUUAAUUGCACAUUACAAAAAAUAUGUGAUCCGAACGUUGACGUCAAUUGGAAGUCAAGCUGACUUGGUUUUAAUUCCCUGAAUAAAUAAAUUAAAAAGUACACAGCAAAAUCUUCAAAAUCAAAUUUAAAGACGAAUUGUAAAAAAACUUGGACACUUUGAAAACACCGAAAAUAGUGUGAUUACAUUUACUACUUAUUGUAUUUACGUGUUGUCGUAUUGAUGUUUUGUAUAUUGUUAUUUUAAUUAUUUGU